Molecule: messenger RNA, 698 nt
Organism: Zea mays
Lineage: Eukaryota; Viridiplantae; Streptophyta; Magnoliopsida; Poales; Poaceae
Product: 30S ribosomal protein S21, chloroplastic-like
Exons: 2
Coding region: 110-529 (139 amino acids)
Biological process (GO): translation
Cellular component (GO): ribosome
Molecular function (GO): structural constituent of ribosome
Source: RefSeq, marked validated
GUCCAUCGUCACCCUCCUUCCUUCCCCAGCCUCUCAUCCUAUGCAAGAACCCAUAAUCCAGACCCACGAACUCGCAGCAGCCAUUAGCGUGCGCUAGCCGGCCGCAGCCAUGGCCGCCCCCGCAACGACCUCUCUACUGAGCACCCUGCUGAAUCUGCCGCUCGCCCCGUUGUCGGGGAAGAGCUCGCCGCCGUCCGUGGUGCAUGUGGCGCGGCGGGGGCCGAUGGUGGUGGUGGCCGCCAAGGGGUACAAUGUGCAGAUCCUGGUGGACGAGAACGAGGGGGAGGAGUCCAUCUUCCGGCGGUUCCGGCGGGAGGUGAUGCGGGCCGGCGUGCUGCAGGAGAUCAAGCGCCGUCGGAGGUAUGAGAGCAAGACGGACGAGAAGAAGCGCAAGGCGCGCGAGGCCGGGCGCCGCAACCGCCGCAGGCGUAUGAUGGAUGAGCCGAGGUUCCCAGAAGAAGACGCCGACGCUACCGCAAAGGCUCGGGACGAGGACGAUGACAACUGGGAGAUCGAUGGCAUCCUGUGAAAGAGAAGCAACGGAGUCCAUGAUUUCACAACGUCCAGACACACAGACCCCGACAGCUAAUCUGAGUUCUUUUUGGCCCCCGGUGAGACGCAAACCGUAUGAGUUUUGGCCGUGCCCAUUUCCGCUUUGAAUGGUUACAGUUGCGAUGUACAACUAAUUAAAUGUUAGC